Macrosteles quadrilineatus (aster leafhopper) is the source of this 1068-nucleotide messenger RNA. RefSeq lists its product as uncharacterized. Lineage: Eukaryota; Metazoa; Arthropoda; Insecta; Hemiptera; Cicadellidae. The record is from RefSeq and is a predicted model, not a curated record. The coding region runs from base 1 to 1008 and encodes 335 amino acids. The transcript is spliced from 8 exons.
AUGACGUCUAGAUUGUCUUAUAUACCAGGAGACCCUCGCCUUGAUUCCAAGGUCCUGGAGUCUACCUCCUGCCUAACGCUGCCCCUAGGGCAACUUCCGGUAGAGCAUGCCCUUUGGACGCCCCAGGAUCUCUCCAGGUGCUUUGCCAGGAAGGGAACCGGAGCACCUUCGGAUGGUACUUCCAGGAUCGCCGCUGCUGCGUCAUCACUGACUGGGACUGGAGGAAGCCACCAGCCACACCCGGUGUACGGUAUAACAGUACAAGAGACCAGGUGUAGUGGAGGGGAUGACCUUGGGCUGAUCUCAAGGUCACUCUCACUGCUGCAGAAACAGCUGAUCGCCCAUCUUCUUCUUCCUUUCUCGAUGAAAAGCCCCAUCCACCUUGUGGAUCUUCCACUCACGCUGCACCCUUCUCGCUCGUCCCAGGGUUCCUACGAAGUUAAAGGUGCACCAAAUUACCUUUCACUCAAGAAUGACGAGACACGUCCUCCCUAUCGAUCAAUCGAAGGAAAAGAUCUUUUGGGUUUGGCUGGUGGUGCUAUGAUCUUUGCUGGUGGUGUUGUGAAAACUGCUGGGGUGGUUAACCUGGGUCUGGCGCCAUUAUAUUUUGCUCCACCAGUUGCUGCGGGAGUGUGCCUGACGUACUUAGUUGGUUCCUACGAAACCAAAGGUGCACCAAAUGACCUUCCACUCAAGAAUGACGAGGCACGUCCUCCCUAUCGAUCGAUUGAAGGAAAAGGUCUUUGGAAUUUGGUUGAUGGUGUUGUGAAAACUGCUGGGGCGAUUAACUUGGGUAUGGCGGUAUUAUAUUUCGCUCCACCAGUGGCUGCGACAGUCCUGACGUACAGAGUUGUGAAUUACGGAAUAGACAAAACUUAUGAAGCUGCGGGUUACGUAACAGAAAAAGCUCAGGAAACUGCCAGUUACGCUGCUGGUUAUGUAGCAGAUAAAGCUCAGGAAGCUGCCGUAAACGCGAUCAAAGAUGAAAUAAACAAGAAAUUUUCGUAAAAACGAGCAGAUGAGUUGAAUAGUGCCUUUUAGUGUGAAAACCCUGGCAUUAAAUUUCGU